AUGCCCCCGGCCAACUCCUACCAGUACUGCCUCACUGUCGUGGACCGUUUCACACGAUGGCCUGAAGUUUGGCCCCUGAAACGGAACACCGCCGAGGACGUCGCGGAGGCCCUGCUCAACUGCUGGAUAUCCCGGUUCGGCGCGCCGACAUGCAUCACCACGGACCAAGGCAGAGAGUUCGAAUCCGCCCUCUUCCGCGCCCUUGGCGAGGUCUGCGGAAGCGAACGCCACCGAACCUGCAGCUACCACCCGUGCGCCAACGGCAUGGUUGAACGCCUCCACAGGCAACUCAAGUCAGCUCUCAUGUGCCACGAGGGCACAUCCUGGAUCGCAGCCCUCCCUCUCGUCCUGCUUGGGAUCCGCAGCGCCUUCCGCCCAGACCUUAACGCAUCGUCCGCGGAACUAGUCUACGGCCAACCCCUGCGCCUACCAGGCGAAAUGAUCGCCCCAUCCAACUCGCCCGAGCGUUACGAAGACGUCAGCGACCUCGUCGUUCGACUGCGAAGGAAAAUGGCCGAGCUGCGCCCAGUUCCCGGAUCCAGCCACGCCAAACCACACCAGUUCGUGUUCCAGGAUCUGGACUCCUGCAGCCACGUCUUUCUCCGGGACGACGCCGUGCGCAAGCGCCUCCAGCAGCCAUACACCGGCCCGCACCCGGUCGCUCAGCGCGACGACAAGACCGUCACCAUCCUGGUGAACAACGCAGAGCGCCGGGUGUCCAUCGACCGAGUAAAGCCUGCCUUCACCAUCCAAGACGAAGCUGUGCCAGGCCCGGAUCCAGCUAGCAAGCCUCCAUCGAGCUCAUCUCCGCCACCGCCCACUACAGUGGACUCCGCGGGGGGCUCCGAAUCAACCAGCAUCACACCCUCCAGCACUAGCACCCCUUCAGCCGACCAGGGAAGUGCCCUAGCCGUCAGAAGAGGCAACCGCCAGACCAACAACAACUCGACUCGGCCCACCUACACAACCCGUUACGGCCGCCGAGUCCGUUUCCGUCUUCCAUAA
This is a messenger RNA of Frankliniella occidentalis (western flower thrips), 1005 nucleotides long. RefSeq lists its product as uncharacterized. The coding region runs from base 1 to 1005 and encodes 334 amino acids. The transcript has a single exon. NCBI's taxonomy places the organism in Eukaryota, Metazoa, Arthropoda, Insecta, Thysanoptera, Thripidae. The record is from RefSeq and is a predicted model, not a curated record. Gene Ontology annotation, biological process: DNA integration. Gene Ontology annotation, molecular function: nucleic acid binding.